Molecule: messenger RNA, 1401 nt
Organism: Aspergillus wentii DTO 134E9
Lineage: Eukaryota; Fungi; Ascomycota; Eurotiomycetes; Eurotiales; Aspergillaceae
Product: ACT domain-containing protein
Exons: 3
Coding region: 1-1401 (466 amino acids)
Biological process (GO): regulation of intracellular signal transduction; cellular response to L-arginine
Cellular component (GO): cytosol
Source: RefSeq, a predicted model, not a curated record
AUGGAUCAGUCUUUGUCCCUAAUAUCUGCCCAGGUCCAGUUCAUGGACGACCGGCUGGCCCUGGUGCACAUUCCUUUGGAUCUCUACUCGUAUUUCCUGAAACCCAUUCUGCAGGUCCUUUUCCAUGAAGUAUCUCCCAUCGAUACAAGCAAUGAAGACACGGACGAUGGUCCUGGAGAGGGUUUCAAGCCUUCUCAGCCAGCUUUUCUGAAUCUCUCCAUCACACCCGUCGAGUGCUCUGUCAUGUGCCCUAGGCAACUUGCCGACCUGUAUUUCACACCAAUGAUCGAACAGUUCAUUCAGGCCGACUCCUCGACCAAAAGCCGCCUUUCGAUCAGUCGGGAAGAUUUCGUCGCCAUGCAAGUCUAUGGAGAAGGUCUUGACGCUGGUCAGCGUGUGCUUGAGCUUACCAGCCCCUUAGCAAUGGCGGGGAUUUCCAUCUUCUUCAUUUCGACGUAUUUCUCCGACUAUAUCAUUGUCCCUCUCCGAUCCAAAACACAGGUCAUCGAAGCUUUGGAGAAGCGUGGCUUUCAGUUUGAAAUAUCGACUGAGGCAUUUAUCAAUAUCAACCCGAAUCAAAAUAACUGCUUCAGCCCUGGGUCUCGAUCUCCAAGUAGCCUGGGCUCUCCGCCAGCUACACCACUCCCAUCGACUGUCGAUGAACUGCAGACGCGAACUUUUGCCUCCUUACGGAAGAAUCAUAUCAUCCCCUCCGUUGACAAGGGGCUGCGGUUAGUCCAGUGUGCAGCUCAUCAUCCUUAUAGCAGUGAAGCUAGCUCAAUAUCAAUCCUCCGUGAUGCACUCACUACUGCAUUGGUUGUGGACAAGCCUCGUUUUCUUUCGUUGACCCUAACGGCCGCAGACCCUGCCGCAUCCCUCCUGCUGGAGCAACGGCUUCUGCCACGGUUCUCGAGUGAUCCUACAUCGGGCACAGAACCAGAUGAUGAGACUAGUCUUCUCCUGGGAUCUAAAGAGGAUAUCCUUGUACCAAUCAUGCUUGAUUUGCGCAAACUUCCCCUCGAAGCUACAGGUAUCGUCUGUGGAGUAGCCAGUCGAUUGGCCGAAGCUACUCACACCCCGGACGAAGACAGACUCUCUCGGUCUGUCGAUAGCUUUUCUUACUUUGACAGCUCGUUCAAGCCCGUCAACGGUAACUAUGGCGGCCCAGUGCAACCCCCUGCUAGCACCCCUGUCACACCAUCUACCCAUCAUCUACAGCCUGACCUGGACGCAUCCCUGGACGCUGUAGAGAUCAGCUUCCUCAGCACCGCACGCGCGGGAACCAUAAUCGUCGGCGAGCACGAGCUCAAUCGUGCAGUGGAUGCACUCGAUGCCGAAAGCCACGACCCGGAGCUUUCAAGCAACAAGUCUGAUAUCUCGGAGUCCUGGCAAAAAGAAUAA